AUGCAUUCUAAGGGCAGCUUGGUGGAGAUGCAAUACACAGCGUCAGACCUGAAGGUGAGUGUGGCGCAUACUCUAAGAACACUUCUGCUGCGCCUCACAGAAUCUCUUCUUUCGCAUCCAUCGUGGCACAUACUAUGUCCAGCAGUGCUUAUUUUCAUGUUUGGUUACCCGGCAAUGUACUCUUUGUGGAUGUCUCCCAGUUUGAUGCUGCUUAAUGGCCAUAGUGGUGCCCAGUGGCUGAAAAACACCCAGUUGAUGAAUGUGGCGCAGCCAAAAUGUGGCGGUGCGGACUUGGUCUGUCGGUGGUUGGAGGUUGAAUCUGGGACAAACGCAAAUGCUAUGAGCAAGAUGUUCAUGUUAGAGCUUAUGGCUGUACAGGAAAGGGUGAUGUAUGGAUUUCAGCGUGACCAGAGUGUGAGCUUUGCGGGAGUGGAGGCAUUUCGGCUGAAAAAUGAGGAAAAGCCAAUUACCAUAUUUGUGGAGUCACCACUCGAGCCUUGGGGUUCGAGCAGACGUGCUCUUGAGGCUGAUAACAACACUUUCAGGACCAUUCAGCGGCAAGGUGUGAACAGAAAGCUGUAUUCUGGUGUUAGGUACUCGGAUGGGCUUGUACGAAGUGCAAAAGCUGCAUUUAUUUUAAUUUGGAGCCGGAAGUCGGAUGAUGAUGUUGUAGGCAGCAGGAUUGGGCAGAAUAUAGUACAAGCAAGGCUUGAGAGUGCGAAUGUGGUUGCUGGGGAGGCUACAGACAGCUCAUUUGCCGUUGAGUUUUCAAGAUGCACUCUUUUUGAGAGAGUAGUUGUCACAAUACUGCCAUUCGUGACAGCUGUGUACUAUUAUGUGGCCUUUUCAAGACUCGGGAGCUUGAAAUCAAGACCCGGAUUGGUUGUUGCACACGUAGUAGAGCUCAUUCUUUCGGAAUUUGCCGCCGGAACGGUGACAUGCAUACAUUCCGGCCUGAAGUUUGACAUUCUGCAGCUUCCAAUGGCAGUUUUUCUGUGUGUGCCGGUACUUGUGAGUCUGAGCAACACGUUCAGACUUGUGAGAGCAGUUAGAGACACACCGGAAGAGUGUAAUUUCCCGCUGAGGGUGCACCAGGCGUUGCUGGAGAGCGUUCCGGCAAGUGCAAUGCUUGUAAUUGAAGUUUGUCUUGUAUCCUUGGUGGAAAUAAAGCUUACAGGCUCGAAUCUGGGCAGGCAGGUGGCUAUUUUCACACUUGCGAGCUGCUUGUUUGACUUCUUUCUGCACGUGACUUACUUUGCGACAUGCCUAACGAUCGAUGUUCGCAAACUGGAGCUCCAGGAUGUGUUGCAAAAGAGCGUAAACAGUCCCGAUGUGUGCCGGCGGCAUUUGGGCACGUUCCAGCGGCUGUGGACUGCUUUUGGAGUUCUGGCAUGCUUUUUGUGGAUGGGAACAUGGACCAGGACCGGAAAUCCAGCGGCUUCCGGGCAGAUUCCAGCGGCAGUGCUCGGACAGGCUCUUGGCAACGGUCGUUUUUUCGCCAACAUGGUUUCGCAGGUCUCAGGUAAGCCCACCGGGACAGUUUCCGUCGCUUUGGCACCGGAAUCCGGGUUGCUCAGGCUUGGCACUGGUUCCUGGGCAUCUAGUGUCGCGAAUUCCGGUCUUCUGCCGACGGUUUUCCGGUUCAACGUGUCGUAUUUUGUUGAAUACGGGGCAUUUGUCAUCUUUGUGGCCUGCACGGCUUACGUUGGGUUGAAGAUUGCCUUAUCGAGCGAGCCGGCAGUAUUAGACAUGCAGCAGAUGAGCGAUACUGGAAUGGAGGAGAAGGAGGAGGGAAAAGAAAGAAAGGAAAGAGGAAAAGGAGAAGCUGCAAAGACACCAAGAGCACACGUGACUGGUGAUGUUAUUGGAAGCUUAGCUACACAACCAACUGCAAAGAGCUCUGGGUCUGCAGCUUACGAAAGCACGGGCUUGAAGAAAAGGAGGCAGCGGGAAUUCCAGCAUUCUGGAAGCAGUAUUGGUGAUAAAGCACGAUCUUUCAAGUGCAAGGAGCUUUCAAGAGGCCACUUUCUCGAUGUGGCGGCUGUUGCAACGUCCAGCUGCCCGUUUGUGACUUCUGUGGGCUUGGACAACAAGAUUCUCGUCUGGUCACCACUCGUUCGGCCGAUUCCUGUUCCCACGCAGCUCCCGAUGUCUGUGAAGCUGCUGCCGGUUAAAAAAGUGGUGAUGUCACCGUCCGGAUCGCUAAUUGCAGUUUUCUGCCGAGGUGGCAUGGUCAAAUGCUGGUCGAGGCUUGCAAUGGCGUGGAUAUGGACGAUUCACAGUCAGGGUCUUGAGGGUGAGAUGCCGUUAGAGGCGUUUUUUCGCACGAGACACGUUCCAGGAGCCAGGUCACGUGGUGGGAGGAGGCGGAUGGGAAGAAUUGAAAGAAGAGGAGAUGCUGAAGGAAGUAGAGAUACUCAAACAAGUUUAAGUGGUGAAAGAGGGGGAGCUACUGAAACAAGUUCAGCUACUCCAAGUAAUUCUUCACCCACCUCCCAAACAAACCAAUCCACUACUUCCCCCCACAUUAACACAUUUCUUCACCCUCCAAGCAACCGCCCCCUUUCUCCGGACUCCCGGUUCGACUCCAGCACAAACCUCCGGCUGCUCAGUCGGAACUCGCACCGGGACUUCGUGAUUGUCCUCUCCACGGGUAUUCUGCUCACUGUUGACUGCGUUACGGGAAAUACCGAGAAGCAGGCCGUGAUGGACGGCCUGGGGCCAGAAUCUGCCGCCCGGCUGGCCCCAGGGGCCCGGAUAAUGUGCUGCACAGCACUCUGUACGCCCCGGAUGAGCGACCGCCUGGUGUUCGCGCUGUCGGACGGGUCGUUGCUCGUGCUGGUGGCUACCGGGACGCGGUGGCGGGCCCACGUGGUGAACGUGCACCGCGGGUACAACAGCGGGGACAACAGCCCACCCUCGCACCUCAGCGACCACACCUCGCACCUCCAGGCAUCAGUUGUGCUCGCCCCCGUGCCAUUUGUCGGCAUGGUGGUCCGUGCCUGCCAUCUCCAGGCCCAACUCAUCGAUGUGCAGUCCGGAACAGUGCUCCGGGAGGGCCCCAUUGGUCAGUUCAGGCCGGAUUCCUUCCGAGUUUUCCACCCGGAGCCUUCGCACUGCCGGUUCUGUGGUUGUGCCUCAGUCCGCUCCUUCACGCUUGCCUACACCGAGUUGGAGACCGGCACGUUGAUCGUGCACACUUUCACGAUCGACAACAGGGCCAAGAACAGCAUCUGCCUGCGUGUUGACCGGGACCCGCGCGAGACCAGGUGCCUUGGCUUUGCAUCUGUCUCCGAGCACCAGCACUGGCUCCGUCACGUCGCGGGCUGGCUCCCGACGGACCUGGACAGCAUCCUGGGGAUCAGACGCAGGAGCCGGCCGGCUGGCAGGAGCUCCACUGCGCUGGACGACCCGUUCUGGCACUUACUGCCUGGUGGACACCCUACAGCUGCCACUGGGGGCCACCAGGCAACUUCACACCGCUGGGAGGGCUUCACCAUGUCGGCAGACGGCGCCGUGAGCUUCUACGACAUCCCAGAGGGGGCCCAGCCGGGGCUCGCGGCCAAAUCAGUCGGCCCACUCGCCAAGUUCGGCCACAAAUCCAUCGUGGCUGCCUUUGGAAACGUUCUAAAGGUGCUUUACCUCGGCAACGACAACCUCAUCGAGGAGAAUAACGAUGACCGCGACUCCUGCCUUGGUGGUGUCACCUCCAACUCCUUAUCCUUCAUCAACAGACGCCGCAGAAUGCGUCUCCGCAGAUACAGGUUGACCCACUCCACCAAUUUCAACGACUCCAUGCCGUCUUCUGCCGCCAGCAGCGACACCGAGCAGUGA
Brettanomyces bruxellensis is the source of this 3834-nucleotide messenger RNA. RefSeq lists its product as uncharacterized. Bases 1 to 3834 code for a protein of 1277 amino acids. The transcript has a single exon. Gene Ontology annotation, cellular component: Golgi membrane; endoplasmic reticulum membrane. Gene Ontology annotation, biological process: SREBP signaling pathway. NCBI's taxonomy places the organism in Eukaryota, Fungi, Ascomycota, Pichiomycetes, Pichiales, Pichiaceae. The record is from RefSeq and is a predicted model, not a curated record. Gene Ontology annotation, molecular function: protein binding; sterol binding.